Molecule: messenger RNA, 2310 nt
Organism: Rubroshorea leprosula
Lineage: Eukaryota; Viridiplantae; Streptophyta; Magnoliopsida; Malvales; Dipterocarpaceae
Source: the annotation of a GenBank genome assembly
GGAUUUCUCUGAGAGCUUCACCAGAUGCUGUAAUGGCGGAUUCUGUUUCUCUAAGCUGAUUAACUUAGUGAAAAUUUGCGAAUCCAUCAAUGGCUCUGCUUCAAAGAUUCAUCUUUUUACUUCUUUUCAUGAUGACAUAUCAACUCUUGCCCUGCACCGGAUCCAUCCUUGAAGAAGAAUUCACUGAGGAACUGCUGCUGAAGCCAUUGCCCGAUCGGAAAGUGCUGGCGCAUUUCCAUUUUCAGACUAAGGCUCCUCCUUCAAGUUCUAAUGGCCGCCACCACCACCUCUUCCCCAAAGCCAUUUCUCAGCUGGUUCAGAAAUUUCAAGUUAAGGAAAUGGAAUUAUCUUUCACACAAGGCCGCUGGAGCUAUGAACGCUGGGGUGGAUUUGAUCCCAUGCCAAGCAACAAUGCAAAGCCCCCUGGAGUUGAGUUAUGGGCUGUUUUUGAUGUCCCUCAGAAUCAGAUUGAUGCUUCCUGGAAGAAUUUGACACACACUCUUUCAGGUCUUUUCUGUGCUUCAAUCAACUUCCUAGAGUCUUCAACAACUUAUUCUGCUCCUGAAUGGGGCUUUCCACCAGCUUCAAGGAACCUGAGGUAUGGAACAUUACCCCGUGAGGCUGUUUGCACUGAGAACCUGACGCCGUGGUUAAAGCUGCUUCCCUGUCGAGACAAAUCUGGGCUCUCUGCCUUACUGGAUAGACCAUCUAUUUACAGAGGGUUUUAUCAUUCUCAACGACUGCGUUUGAUCUCAACUGGACCUGGUUUGGGUGGGAUGGCAGGAAUUAUACUAGAACAGACACUAACAGUUGUUCUUCAGCCUAACGGUCGAAGGACUAUUGUGGCACAUUCUGGUGAAGCACCUGUACAACCUAGCUGGUCUAUGAGUUCAAUUUUUGGGAGAAAAGUCAAUGGAAGAUGUGUUCUUGCCAAGUCUAGUAAUGUCUACCUUCAGUUUGACAGGGGCCUAGCCAAAGAACUGAAGAAUCACCAAAAUGAAAACAAGGACUCUGGGACUAAUAAUCUAGCCUCUGAAGAUUUUUGGAAUAAUCCUGGCUUUGAAUUGUCUGUUAAGCCGGACGGGGUAUUUGAAGAAAUAAAUGGUUUGCAUAGUGAGAGUUCAUCAGUUCUGUACAAGUUCUCAAUGGAGAAAUACAGUGAAUCUGAGCCUUGUGAUCUAAGUUUUAAAUGGAAGAUUCCUGUAGUUUGGUCUUGCAAACAGGCACCACUGCAUGCUACUAGGUUUUUGAUGGGAAGUGGGAAUGAAAGGGGGGCAAUUGCUAUUUCCUUGAAGUCUACAGAAUUGACUGAGGGCUUCCUGGGUGCUAAUUCUGUUGAUGAUGGGUGUAAGGUGCAAGUUAAUAUUUUCCAAGUAGUUCCUUGGUAUGUUAAGGUCUAUUUCCAUUCUUUACGAGUAUCUGUUGAUCAACAACUGAAGGCACCUGCAGACGUUAUAGAGAAGAUACAUGUUUCACCUUCAAAAGACAAGGUAUCACCUGGAGUGAUGGAGAUGAUAUUGAAGCUUCCUUGCACUGUAAAAUCUGCUUCUUUAAGCAUAGAUUUUGAUAAGGGUUUUCUGCAUAUCGAUGAGUAUCCUCCAGAUGCUAAUCAAGGAUUUGACAUACCAUCAGCUGUUAUAAGCUUUCCCAAAUUCCAUGCAAGCUUGAUUUUCCCCAAGGAUGAUUCUUUGAAUGAGUCACCAAUGUUGUCAAAGUUUCAGCAAAAGAAUCCUGUAAUGUCUUACACAGAAGUAUUACUUGUACCCUUGACAACUCCUGAUUUUAGUAUGCCUUACAAUGUUAUAACAAUUACAUGCACAGUCUUUGCGUUAUAUUUUGGAUCAUUGCUUAAUGUACUGCGGCGAAGGGUUGCCGAGGAGGAAAGACUUCUUAAAAGCAAAGCUGCCACGAAAACCAAUCGGCUUUCUCUCCUUCUAUCUAAAUUGUCUGCAAAGCUUAGAGGCAAACCAUGGGAACCACCCAGUUCUCCCCAACCUACAUCAUCCUUUAUUAGUUCAAAAUUAGUACUCAGAGUAAUAUUAGUGGCUGGAAUUGCCAUGGUUUGGCAAUACUACUUUUCAUGAACUCUUAGGUUGUGUUUGGAUAGGGGAUUUAUAAUUUCAGAGAAUUUCAAAAUGCAGUAAUUUAAACCUUUGUUGAGUGCUGUAGCAUGAAAUUUUGUAAAAUGGUCAUUGGGUAAUUUUCAAAAUUGGUAAAUUUUAUUGCGAGUCUAUAUGCAGAAGUUCAUUUUUAAGAGCUUCAAAAUCUAGAACUUUAUGUUUCUACUUGGAAUGAAAAAACUCAUUGAAC